AAAGCCCCAAAUCCUUCCCUCUACCUCUCAUUUCCUCCGUUCUCGUUAUUCUUCGGCUUCUUCUUCCUCCGUGUCCCCCGCGAUCUCACUCGUCUCUCCUCGGCGAGAGGCGUCGCUGUGGGUGAGCUAGGGCACGCACCCUCUCCUCUUCGCAUCGGGGGGGAGAGGGAUCGAACGACCAUGGCGGCGUCGCCCGAUCGCGCGGAGCUCGCCAAGAUCUGCGGCUCCCGCAACUGGUCCAAGGCCAUCCGCGUCCUCGAUGCCCUCCUCGCCCAAUCCUGCUCCAUCCAAGAUAUCUGUAAUCGGGCGUUCUGCUACAGCAAAUUGGAGCUCCACAAGCACGUGAUCAAGGAUUGCGACAAGGCGUUGCAGCUCGAUCCCACUCUUCUUCAAGCUUACAUCCUUAAAGGUAAUGCUUUAUUGGCUUUGGGAAGAAAAGAGGACGCUUCGCUUGUUUGGGAGCAGGGUUAUGAGCAUGCGCUUCGAGAUUCAAAAGAUCUGAAGCUAUUGCUGGAGUUGGAAGACCUUCUGGCUAGUGUUAAACAAUCUAAACCUGUUGUUUGUCAAGACCAUGCCUUGGAUACAUCACCAUGCGAUACAAAAGUUGUCGUAUCUGAAGUCUCUGUUGUGCAUUCUGACACUAUUCCAACGGCUGAUAUGAAAACUGUUGUCUGUGAAGAACAAGUUGUAGAUUCAUCUAGUAAAGUAAUGAUGAACAGUGAUUCCGGGUCUGAAAUUGACAAUACUUCAGGAUCAGAGGAUAUGUAUGAAAUAACCAGUCAACCUAGUAAUAGCCAGGAGAUAAUCAGAAGGUGCAAUGAAACCAUAAAACCAGACCAUAAGCUAUUUGUUACAAAUAUCUCAAAGAGCAAGUCAAUAAGCUUGGAUUUCCGAUUAUCUCGUGGCAUAGGCCAGGUAAAUGAAGGAAAUUAUGACCAGGCAAUAUCCAUAUUUGACCAGAUACUGAGAGAAACUCCUAAAUAUCCUGAGGCUCUGAUAGGAAGAGGUACAGCUUAUGCAUUUCAAAGAGAACUUGACGCUGCUAUUGCCGACUUUACUAAGGCUAUACAAUACAAUCCAUCUGCUGGAGAAGCAUGGAAGCGGCGGGGACAAGCACGAGCUGCAAUUGGAGAAUUCAUGGAGGCCAUUGAAGACUUGUCUAAGGCAUUGGAAUUUGAGCCAAGUUGUUGUGAUAUUCUACAUGAAAGGGGCAUUGUUAAUUUUAAAUUCAAGGACUACAAUGCAGCCGUAGAAGACCUUUCUGCAUGUGUUAAUCACGAUAGGAAAAACAGCUCUGCUUACACAUAUUUGGGUCUGGCUUUAUCAGCAAUUGGUGAGUAUCAAAGAGCUGAAGAGGCACAUCUUAAAGCAAUACAACUUGAUGAAAAUUUUCUUGAGGGAUGGGCCCAUCUUGCCCAGUAUUACCAAGAUCUAGCGAAUCAGGAGAAGGCCUUGCAUUGCCUUGAAAAAGUAUUGCUUGUUGAUAAAAGCUAUGCUAAAGCAUAUCACUUGCGUGGACUACUCUACCAUGGAAUGGGGCUGCACAGGAUGGCCAUUAAAGAUUUAUCUCUUGGGUUGAGUUUUGAAAGUUCAAAUAUUGAAUGCUUAUAUUUACGUGCCUCAUGCUAUCAUGCUAUUGGAGAUUUCAAAGCUGCGGCCAGGGACUAUGAUUCUGUCCUCGAUCUGGAACUUGAUUCUGUGGAUAAAUUUGUGCUACAGUGUUUGGCAUUCUAUCAGAAGGAAAUUGCUUUAUACACUGCUUCGAGGGCCAACUUUGAGUUCUCUCAGUUUAAUAUUGAUGGUGAUGUUGAUCCUCUCUUCAAGGAAUACUGGUGCAAAAGACUUCAUCCAAAAAAUGUUGCCGAAAGGGUUUUUCGGCAACCUCCCCUUCGAACUUCCUUGAAAGGUGGACGCAUUAGCAAGAAAGAAUUUAAUUUGACGAAGCAUCAAGACAACCUUCUUCAAGCAGCAGAUUCAAUCGGAAAGAAGAUUCAAUAUAACUGUCCAGGCUUCUUACCAAAUAAACGUCAGUAUCGCAUGGCUGGUUUAGCUGCUAUUGAGAUAGCUCAAAAGGUUGCAAAGGCUUGGCGUGGUCUUCGAAAUGUGAAAAAGAGUGGGAAACAAACCAGGAAAAAAGAAAAGCUUGGUAUAGUGAGUCAAAACAGAGGCGGUGGCUGUUGUAGCUCUAGCAGCUCGUCAGACACAUCAACCUCAUAUAGCUUAAAUGAGGACAGGCAUGCCUCUGGCCGUACUACAUCAUGGCAGGAUAUUUACCAUAUAGCUGUUAAGUGGAGGCAGAUUUCUGAACCAUGCGACCCUGUUGUUUGGGUAAACAAGUUGAGUGAGGAGUUCAAUUCUGGAUUUGGUUCGCACACCCCUAUGCUUCUUGGACAAGCGAAAGUGGUCCGCUACUAUUCAAACUACGAAAGGAUAUUAGAUACUGCCAAGAGUGUAAUAAAAGAGAGGAAGUAUGUGAAUAUUGUGGAGGAUAAAUCAGUUGACCCCUCAGCACUUGUGGAAUCAGAAAGAAUUUCAAAUGCAGUAUCUUGCUCCGACUUAUACAAUGUAGUUGGAGAGAACUUCUGGGUGGCUACUACAUGCAACAGUACAGCAUUUGAAGGAAAGCCUCUUGAAGGGACAAGGAUUACUGUUCAAAAGAUGGACAAAAUAGGAUUUGAUUUUGCUAUCAGAACACCUUGUACACCAUCUAGAUGGGAGGAAUAUGAUGCAGAAAUGGCUGCCGCAUGGGAGGCCCUGUGCACUGUCUAUUGCGGUGAACUAUUUGGCUCAAAUGAUGUCAAUAUGCUUGGUGAUGUAAAGGAUGCUAUACUUAGAAUGACCUAUUAUUGGUACAACUUCAUGCCGCUCUCGAGAGGGUCUGCUGCUGUGGGUUACACUGUUCUGCUCGGGUUAUUUCUUGCAGCCAACAUGGAAGUGACCGCGAGCAUCCCACCUGGCAUGCAGGUCGAUUGGGAAGCCAUUCUGACUUCCAAUCCAGAAGCCUUUUCGGAAAUCAUUAAGAAAUGGCUUUAUCCGUCAAUCAAAUUCAACCGGUCUUGGAAAGAUUACCCAGAUGUUACUUCUACCUUCUCUACAACUGGAUCAAUUAUUGCCGCCCUAAGUUCGUAUAAAAAUGAAACUCAAUAGGUUUGAGGUAAUGCUCAUCAAGCCAGCAGAUGCACAAGAACAUUCCGAGAGAGAAUUCAUCCUCGACUAAUUCGUGCUUUUAUCCCUAAUAUCCUCUCUAUCUCUUGGUAUGCGGUUUCACUGUACAUUCUGUUAAGUAGCAUAAUCAGUCCCCUUAAAUUUGUGGGAAGUACGUUGUUUCUAAAAAUAUAGAAUAAAUUAUUCUAAUGCUUUGAAAGCUCGUGAAAUUGUCUGAA
Ananas comosus (pineapple) is the source of this 3383-nucleotide messenger RNA. Its product is annotated as suppressor of RPS4-RLD 1. Lineage: Eukaryota; Viridiplantae; Streptophyta; Magnoliopsida; Poales; Bromeliaceae. The coding region runs from base 181 to 3147 and encodes 988 amino acids. Gene Ontology annotation, biological process: negative regulation of DNA-templated transcription. The record is from RefSeq and is a predicted model, not a curated record. Gene Ontology annotation, molecular function: protein binding. The transcript is spliced from 24 exons.